AUGAGCAAGAUGAAUAAUCUGUUGAUCAUCUUUGCAUUGGCGCUUAUGUAUUCCGGUUAUACAGAUGCUGUGAAAUGCUACACUGGAGCGGGCUCAACGGAUCUAAACAGUAGAGGAUAUUUGAUUCCGUUUGAAGCAAAACCUGGUGCUGUACAGGUACUAUUAUGUGCUACAGUCAAUUACCUGCACAGUGUCCUUUCCAUCAUUUUCUCGUUUGUGAUCGAAAUUGCAGAUGAGGAAACAAUAUACGGAUGUGACAUACGUGUUGGUAACGAAACGCUUGGUGAUAAAUCAAGCAAAGAGUGUUUGAGGUACGGCAAUGCGCAAGCUACGUGGUGUUCGUGUAGUGAGGAUGGAUGUAAUAAAAUCACGUUUCCUCCGUGCAACAAUGGUAAAGACAACGGUGCAAUCGAUCGUCUACAGCAUUCAUCCAUUCUUACGGCAGUUCUAUCGUCUUUCAUGUUUCUGAUACUGAAGUAA
This is a messenger RNA of Anisakis simplex (herring worm), 480 nucleotides long. Lineage: Eukaryota; Metazoa; Nematoda; Chromadorea; Rhabditida; Anisakidae. The record is from the annotation of a GenBank genome assembly.